Ambispora leptoticha is the source of this 2721-nucleotide messenger RNA. NCBI's taxonomy places the organism in Eukaryota, Fungi, Glomeromycota, Glomeromycetes, Archaeosporales, Ambisporaceae. The record is from the annotation of a GenBank genome assembly.
AUGGAGGAUUAUGAACUUUCGUUCUCUGAUAAUGAAUUAAUUAUGUCAUUUGAUCAUUCGACAAGCAAUGCUGGUGAAGGCAGUAGUAGUGGAGUUACUGCUUCUCAUGAUUUGUCUUCGUCUUCAAUUAUGCAACAAAGAAAAAAUAUGUUUGAAGAUAAUGAUAUUUCAGAGGCUGAUCGAUUUGUGAUAGCAGAAUUGCUUUUGGAAGAAGAGGAGCGAAAUAGUUAUGGUUUUGAAACAGGGGAGGAAAUAUUAGCCCGAAAAAGGCGAAGUGAAUUUUCGUCAUCCGAUUACACAUCCGCUCAAACUGGUACCAAAGAUAAACCACCCACCAAAAAACCGACUCAUGACUAUUCACAUAGAGCUAAAAGACUCGCAACUACAACUAAAAUUAUUUCAUCAUCCUCGUCAUCAAUACUUAGAAACCCAAUAGAAACCAGCGUUUCAACCGAAAAGCAAACAACAUUCAAUACAUCAAACGAAACUUCGAAUUAUAAUUAUAAUCCGUCAACUACAAGACACCCACUAGAUUCUUUUGAUAUUUCGGAUUUCAGUAGCGAUUUCGAUUUUAAUGUGCCAGCAGCAAGAAAUUCCACGGAUUCUUAUCCCAAAUUACCGAGUGUAACCAAAAAAUCACCCCCGCUUACUUCCAUUUUCACCGAAAGGCCAAAAACAGGUGAAUUUCUUAAGGCGACAACUUCUAAAGGUCUUUUUUUGUAUUUUCCCAAAAAAUCUCAGUCAGCUACAGAGUUACCUCUGAGAAGCUAUAAUAAAAAAUGUUUGCGCGAUUUGUCAAUAUCUCGUCUAAUUAGUAAAAUUGAAAAAGAUAAAGUUGCAAACUCUGAACUUAGUCAAGCAAAUUUGACCAAUUCAAAGUUCCCAGCAAAAGUCGAGGCAGAGACUAAAUUAUGGGUUGAUAAAUAUCGUCCAAAACGAUACAUCGAUCUUUUAGGUGAUGAGAAAGCAAACAGAGAAAUCAUAAGGUGGAUCAAGCAAUGGGAUUAUUGCGUGUUUGGCAAAAAACCGAAGGAGAACGAAGUCGUGGGAGAAGAAAAAAAUCAAGAUCCAUGGCAUCGUCCGGAAAAAAAGGUACUGAUGUUAACUGGACCACCUGGUUAUGGUAAAACGACUCUAUCACAUGUGAUAGCAUGUCAUUGUGGAUACAAUGCUAUUGAAGUGAAUGCUAGCGAUGAUCGAACGGUUAAUGUUGUCAACAAUCAGAUCAAAGCUUCUUUAGAAAAUAAGUCGAUUGCUCCUAAUCAUAAACCUACUUUGAUAAUUAUUGAUGAAAUUGAUGGUGUAUCGGGUAGCGGAGAACAGAAUUUUAUCAAAGUGUUGGUAGAUUUGAUUCAAGGUGAAGAAAAAGCCCAUACUUUGGCAAAGAAAAAAUCUGGGAUCGCGGGUUCAGCGAAAAAGCCCGUCAAUAAAUCUAUCCUAUUUCCUAUUAUUUGUAUCUGUAACGAUCAAUAUGCUUCUGCACUUCGUCCCUUGAGGCUGAUUGCACAGAUAUUUCAAAUUCGAAAAUGUCCAACCCAAAUUCUUACCAAUCGACUUAAAGAUAUUUGCGACCGCGAGAAACUAUCGGCUGAUAUGAGAACUUUAUCAAAUUUGGUGGAAACCUCUGAUGGAGAUAUAAGAAGCUGUUUAAACACUUUACAAUAUAUAAAACAAAAGUCUGAUGUGGUCACUAUCGACUUGAUCGCUGAGUCCGGAGUUGGAAUAAAAGACACACAACGUUCUAUUUUCACAGUUUGGGAGGAAAUUUUUACGCUUUCAACAGCAAAGAAGCGAAAAGAUGGAUUAACCUCGAUGCUAUCAGAAACAAUGGGUUGCUUUGAAAAUUAUCUGAAAAUGAAAUUCCAUGAUACAGCUUGUAUAAAAUUGAUGGAAGCAAGUCAGUGGAUGAUUUUUUAUGAUCAAUUGAAUACAAAAAUCAACACGAGACAAGAAUUUUCGUUUCUGUCUUAUUUGCCGUAUCCGUUGAUUAGCUUUCAUCGAUUCUUUGCUGGCAGCGUCAAACCACGUCUUGAAUACUCAAAGAUAGAUUAUGAGACUUCUUUAGAGUUUAAACGAAACGAGGGCAUAGUAUUGAGCGUUCUUUCUCAUCUUCCAGCAAAUCUAAAACGAGAUUUGAACAAAAACACCUUUGUUACUUUGGUUCUUCCAUAUCUAAUGAGAAUAAUAUCGUCACCGGAUAUCAAAACAACAAACCAAUUACUCUUAAAACCACAUGAAAAGCAAAUCAUAGCGAAUAUAGUAAAUAUCAUGGUGACAUUUGAUCUUCAAUAUGUCAAGGAAAGAAAUGAGGAUGGUCAAUUGGUAUUUCGACUUGAACCGCCACUUGAUCGCUUACUGCAAUUCUCUAAUAAGAGUAAUAAAUUUGGGAGUCAACAACAAUCGUUUCGUCAGAUUGUGUCUCAUGAAAUUGAACUAGCAAAGAUUCGAAAAAAUGCUGUAAAUACGACAAAGACAUUUGACCCUAAAUUGAAAGCCAAACCAGAGGAGUACAAUAUGAUAGAGCAAUCCUCGAUUGAAAUUAAGCCUCCAGUGGAUUUCUUUGGCAGGCCUAUUACAACGGCUUCCAAAACAUCCAAAGAAGGAAAAAAGGAUGAAGAUGAUGCUACGUCAACUAUCUGGUUUCGGUAUAAUGAAUCAUCUUCUACCGCUGUACGAACAUAUCCGCGCGUUAGCGAGUUUCUUGCUGCAGAUUUAUAUUGA